CUUGUCAGAAAAUAACAUGAAAUAAAUAUCACUUUGGAUCGAAUAGCGAAGCCGUGAAGUCUUUGGUAAUUUAAAACACCAUUUGCAGUGAGUAUAUAUUUUGCUAAAACGUCGAGUACAGCACAACUACAAUUUGGAGUACGUGUACAACUAUAAUUUUGGAGUACGUGCACAUUUACAUACUUGGAGCAGCAAAGUAAGAGGAUAUUUUCCAGACCAAAGGUGCGUGCAUAUUUCAUCAGAAGUGGUCGUUAGAACCAUUCCUACAAAAAGAACAAAGUAUGGAGUCCGAAGGAGUUAACUCUGAGAAGUACUCGCUUCUGCAAUUGAAAAGCUGGUGCGCUGCUGUUGGUGUCAACGCAAGCGGCGCAAAGGCGUCGCUAGCUGCUAGACUGAACGAAUUAUCGGCAGAAGCCCGAGGAAUCUGCCCGGGCGAAGACAAUGGGGCGGAAGAUGGAGCGAGCAGUGGUAGAGAAAACGUUACGGACAAAGAAAACGUUGCGAGCAAAGAUAAGGUUGAGCGGCAAAGGAAAGACAAAGGUGCGUCAAAAGAAGUCAACAACGGUGCGUCAAAAGAGGUUAUCAACGGUGCGUUAAAAGAGGUUAAUAACGACGACGAUAUAGUGUUUGUACAAAGUGGCGUGGCUAGUGUACGUAGCGGUACAUUUGGAGACCGUUUGGACAAAGACAAUGAGCAACCGCAUAACGAGCCGAAUCAAUCUGUGUGUGAGCGAGACAACGUAGAGAUGGAGCAGCUCAAGUUAGAGUUGGUGCAGAAAGAACUAGAAGUACUACAGUUAAAAAAACGGUUGUUGGAAAAAGACCAAAUGGCGGUCAGCACAAGCAAAGAAAAAGGCGCAAAUAAUGUUUUCGAGAUGCUGAAGGAAAUUAUUCCGAAAUACGAGGGUGGCGACGAUUUUAACGCUUGGCAGAAGCAACUGCUUCACUACCGGGACGUAUUUAACGUGGACGAUGCUACAAUGGGCGUUGUUGUUCAUUUAAAGUUGAGAGGUGCAGCCUUAGCUUGGUACAACGCAAAAACAACAUUUCCAAAAAACACUGAUGAGCUGUUGAAGGAAAUGAAAUCAGUGUUUGCAUCAUAUGAAAACAAAUUCGAGAAACGGCGAAAAUUCGAAAAACGUAUGUGGUCAUCUGAUGAAAGCUUCCCAAAUUACUUCAACGACAAGUGCGUUCUUAGCAGUGGACUAAACCUUAGCGACGGCGAAUUAGCAGAUUAUUUAGUCGAAGGCAUACCAGACGGGCAACUGCGCAUCCAAGCUAAGCUACAAAAUUUUUCAACGGCGAGCGAAGUUGUUAGGGCAUUUUGCUCAAUUACACUACCACAACCACCGCCUAGAAAGGCAACAGCAACAACAACAACUACUGCAAACGUUCGAACGGGCGAUAGACUGAGAUGCUAUAAUUGUAAUUGUACGGGUCACUAUGCCAAGGAGUGCCAAAAACCGAAACGGGAGGCCGGAUCGUGCUUUGCAUGCGGAGAGCAGGGACACUACGCACCUAACUGCAAGCAUUAUAAGAAGACGCCAGCAGAAAACAAUUUUAAUGCCUAGUUGACUCCGGAAGCCCUAUAAGUUUAAUUAAACAAGCUUUGGUUCCAACAAGGGUGCAGAUAUUAGAAGUGCAGAGUUGCUACUAUGGAUUAAAUAAAUCAUUUCUAAAAGUGUAUGGAAAAAUUAAAGUUUAUGUUAAAGUUUUGAAUAAACAAGUGUUAAUUGAAC
Rhagoletis pomonella (apple maggot) is the source of this 1739-nucleotide messenger RNA. RefSeq lists its product as uncharacterized. The transcript has 2 exons. Bases 282 to 1571 code for a protein of 429 amino acids. The record is from RefSeq and is a predicted model, not a curated record. Gene Ontology annotation, molecular function: nucleic acid binding; zinc ion binding. NCBI's taxonomy places the organism in Eukaryota, Metazoa, Arthropoda, Insecta, Diptera, Tephritidae.